GUACAAGUACUUCCACCCAACCUGUAUUGAGUUUGGCAGUAAUAAACGAGUCAUCGUAACUAGCGGUUGUUUCAUUUACUACAUUGGCUAACGAGGAUCUAAAAGUACCCGCGCAUUUUGUUAAUUAACUAAAAUUUAAUUAAAAGUGUUAAAAUGUCUUUUCUCGGCAAUAUUUCAAACUUCGAUUAUAAAAAUGGUGAUUGGUCGAUAUUUAAAGGACGAUUAAAUCAGUUCCUGUUGCUAAAUAAAGUGGAAGAAGAUAGGAAAAGUGCGUUACUAAUCACACACCUAUCUGACGAUACCUACCGCUUGUUGCGAAAUCUACUGCAUCCUAAGAAUAUCGAGGAGCAGAAGUAUAAAGAUCUCGUUUCUGUACUCGACGAACAUUUCAAACCAGCGCAGUGUUCAUUUGUGGACAAAGCUAAAUUCUAUGGAGCUACAAGGGGACCGAGCGAAUCCUUAGGAGAUUGGGCAGCUCGACUGCGAGGCUUGGCCAGCUUCUGUGAAUUUGGUACAGCGUUGGAUAUGAAUCUUCGUGAUCGUUUUGUUCUGGGCUUGGGGGCAGGCCCCGAGAGAGACAAACUCUUCGAAGCGGACGUCAACACUCUAACGCUGACGAGGGCGUUGGAGCUGGCAGGACAGGCAGAGAGUGCGAGGGAGGCCAAGGCUAUGGUCACCAACGGAGCAGGCGUCAUCAUCAAGCAGGAGCCGGUGUACCGGGCGGCGGGCGAGGCCACGUGGGCGCGCCGCGCGGCUCCCCGCGCCGCCGCCGCCUCCGCCGCCGCCGGUGACCACGGCGAUCCAGGUUCCCGUUGUCGAGUCUGUGGCUUAAAAAAUCAUAGUGCCGAAAAGUGCAGGUUUAAAACCUUUAAGUGCCAAAAGUGCGGUAUAAAAGGCCAUUUACGUAAAGUGUGCCCAGUGCGAGUGAAUAAUUUAAAUACCGAGGAAGAAGAUUCCGAUGCUGGCAGUUUUGAUUGUAAAGAAUGCUCAUUGUACAAUAUGAGAUCUGAAAAUUAAAGGGGAAGGAGUGCAGUGUACAAGUACUUCCACCCAACCUGUAUUGAGUUUGGCAGUAAUAAACGAGUCAUCGUAACUA
Molecule: messenger RNA, 1096 nt
Organism: Plutella xylostella (diamondback moth)
Lineage: Eukaryota; Metazoa; Arthropoda; Insecta; Lepidoptera; Plutellidae
Molecular function (GO): zinc ion binding; nucleic acid binding
Source: RefSeq, a predicted model, not a curated record